GAAAAAUCAUCCCAAAUGGUGAAAGUCUUCACGUGUUUGUAUUUCGUCUGUUCGUGAACUCUCUUCCUUCAAAUACGGCGCCAGGACUUGAGAAGACCUCGUGCCAGGGUCAGGUUAUCGUCGCCAAUCGAUCAAGAGCCCGAUAUGAAGACGCAGAGACGGACAGCUCCAAAGCACGCGAGCCGGAGAUCAACGGGUCUGGAAGAGGACGGAAGCGAGCGUAGAGAGGACCCUGUAGCCACGCGGUGGAGGAGCAAGGGGCAGCUCAUCGACGCCCCUCCUACCUCACCACGGGCGAGGAUGCCUGCUCCGCUGAAUGUCGCAAGAAGUCACAUCAAAGAUGUCCGUGUGAAGAUCAUAAAGGCCAGACCGCUGAAAGUUGCAGAAGACACCGCCACGGCAAAGUCCAGACGAAACUCCCAAAGAACCAGCAGCACGCACACAUUGCACACGGCGACACGCAGACCAGACGCUCAGGCAGGCACAGAGGUCACACAGGACACGCGGGGGUCACGCCCACUUCACUCUGCAGAGGUCACACAGGACACGCGGGGGUCACGCCCACUUCACUCUGCAGGGUUCACACAGGACACGUGGGGGUCACGGCCACAUCACUCUGCAGAGUUCACACAGGACACGUGGGGGUCACGGCCACAUCACUCUGCAGAGGUCACACAGGACACGUGGGGGUUACGCCCACAUCACUCUGCAGAGUUCACACAGGACACGCGGGGGUCACGCUCACAGCACUCUGCAGAGGUCACACAGGACACGGGGGGGUUACGCCCACAUCACUCUGCAGAGUUCACACAGGACACGUGGGGGUCACGCCCACAUCACUCUGCAGAGGUCACACAGGACAUGUGGGGGUCACGCACACAUCACUCUGCAGAGGUCACACAGGACACGCGGGGGUCAUGCCCACAUCACUCUGCAGAGGUCACACAGGACACGUGGGGGUCACUCCCACAUCACUCUGCAGAGUUCACACAGGACCCAGUGGCGGCAUGUUCAAGAAGAAUGGCAAGGUUCACACAUCAUGUACAGGAUCGUGCCGGGGCUGCAUGGGAGGCAGCCGGAGACGGCCAGCGUCGUGUGCACGAGCGGGAGAUCGCGAGCCGAGGCAUGUCGACCCUGCGAGGCCCAACGGCGUCCGCUGCAGACGGCGAUUGUGCAGAGCGGCUGGGCGAUGUGGCGCCUUCCGUCGCGCCGUGGUGCUUGGGCACGUGCAACAGUGCGGAGCAAGGAGGUGCCGUGCCCUGGGCUUGGCAGGAGAAGGCGGUACGGAAAAUGUGGACUCCACCUGUUUCGUCCGGAUGGGAUAGCGGGUACCCUCGCCACACGAUGUCCUCGGUCGUGUCUACCAUCGCCCCGCGUCGCAGGAUGUGCUUGUUGUGCUCCCCACGGCGGGUCGCUGAGCUGCCGGGCCGACCUCUUCUUCCCCAUGCUGCCGCUCUGGCCGUGUUAUCCACAGCUCUAGGCCGACUCUUGGUUGGUAUUUUGCGUCGCGGUGUGUAAAGCCGGAAGG
Messenger RNA from Lethenteron reissneri (Far Eastern brook lamprey), 1528 nucleotides. RefSeq lists its product as uncharacterized. Lineage: Eukaryota; Metazoa; Chordata; Hyperoartia; Petromyzontiformes; Petromyzontidae. The record is from RefSeq and is a predicted model, not a curated record.